AUGUUUUAGGGUCCUGCUGGAGCGCUUCCUGGUCCACGUAUAGAGAAGCUUACCAAUAUCCUCGUUGACAGAUAAUGACAUUUGACCAUGUUUAUUACAACGUUUUUUCUAAUUUAGGUAUACCUCAGUGAUAGCCAGGUGACUGGACAUAAUUUGAGGUUUACGAGCUAUUUCAAACGGAUCCAAAAUGUCCUGGUUUACUGACUUGGCUGGAAAAGCCGAGAACUUCCUGAACAAAGUGGACCAGGGAGCUGCCACUGCCCUCAGCAAAAACCAGGCCGCGACAUCCUCCUUUUCAUCACCCUACGAAGGAGGGUCUGCUGUCACAGAUGAGUACGGCUCUGCGGCAUUCAACCCGGCUGCAACACAUCCCUACGGGUCUUCCCACGAUGCUCCGAGCUACGUUUCCGCCGCUGCUGGCAACGUCAAGAAAUCCAGUGCAACCCUGCUGGCUGGGACAGCCAAUGUGCCCAGUGGCCCCGUCGCUCCCAACUCCGCAAAGACUUCCUCCAGCUUUGUGCGGCCCAAGAAGAGCGAGCAGGACGUGGACGAUGACAUGCUUUUCGACUUCCUGAACAGCUCCGACCCACCCGCGGGCAACAGGAGGGACUCGAGGCGGGAACUUGUGAAAGUGGUUGCUCCGGUCAUAGAGGCCCAAAAUCCAACACCUCCACCUUCCGCUGUCCCCUCGGCUCCAUCCACUCCCCCUUCUACUCGCGGAGUAUCCAGGGCCUCCAGCAUGAGCUCUCUCUCUGCUCACAGCGUCAAAACGUCAGAGAGCUCGGCCAGAGAGCAGAGCCAAGACACGCCUGAGAGUUCGGACUCCGGUCUGGCUGCGCCCCAGGAGUCCAGCAGACAGGAGCCCCCUCCCCCGGCAGAGGAGCCGCAGAGCCAGGUCCUGUCCAGCCUGCGUCUGGAGAACCAGCUGCUGCGCAGCGAGGUGGCCUCCCUCAACCAGGAGAUGGCUGCGGUCAUUCAGAGGGCCAAGGACUUGCAAGAUGAGUUGAACCAGGCCCGUCUGCGUGCAGACAGAUGGAACACUGAGCAGUCCCAGACUGACCGCACGCUACGACAACUUCAGUCGCAGGUCGACGACCUCACAGAAGCGCUCUCUGCCAAAGACGGCCAGCUCGCGGUCCUCAAAAUCCGGCUCAAUGAAGCCGACCAGCUUCUUAAAACUCGCAGCAACGCUUUAGAGGAGGUGCAGAAGGAGAAGUCAAGAGUUAUCCAAGACCACACAGAAGGCAGCAGCAUGCAGACCCAGGCCCUUGAAACGAUGCAGGAGAGGCUGCGAGAGGCCGAACAGACCGUCAGGAGGGAGCAGGACAGCUACCGGCAGAUGCAGAACGAGUAUUCGUGCCGCUUGGCAAAGUUAGAGGCGGAGAGGCAGACCCUCGCCGAGACGGUGACGGCAGGAGAACGGCGAGCCACAGAGGAGAAGUUUAAGAUGGACGACUUCCAGCAGCAGCUGAGGAGCGCCAAAGCCGCGGCCGAGUCCGCCAAGCAAGAGCUGCAGGACUACAAGCACAAAGCGUCGCGCAUCCUACAGUCCAAAGAGAAGCUGAUCAGCAGUCUGAAGGAGGGAUCCGGUCUGGAAACGGGGGACGGCAGCGGGGCCUUGGCUCUGGAAGUUGAGGAGCUGCGUCAUGAGAAAGAGCUGCAGAGGGAAGAGAUCCAAAAGCUGCAGGGGCAAGUCAGCACCCUCCGGACUGAGAUACAGGAUUUGGAGACUCAGGCCCUGACAGAGGCAGAGACAUGGCGGGAGCAGCAGGUGCAUUUACAGGAGCAGCAGAGCCUUCAGAAUCGAGCUAAACAGGAGCUGGAAGCUGAAGUAGAGCGCUACAAACAGUUGACCAACAAGACUCUGAGCAGCAGCAGCCAAACGGAGCUGGAGAAUCGACUCCACCAGCUGACAGAGACGCUGAUCCAGAAGCAGACCAUGCUGGAGGCUCUGGGCACGGAGAAAAGCUCCCUGGUUUUCCAGCUGGAGCGCCUGGAGCAGCAGCUGAAGAGCGCUCAGGGAGGGCAGAGUGGAGGGCCGGCCAUCAACAUGAGCGGCCUCGAAGCUUCAGGAGCACGACAAAGAAGCACGCCAGUGCUCUUUAGUGACCAGGACAGCCCAGGGGUAUAUGGCAAAGUACGAAAGGCUGCCAGCACUAUUGACCGUUUCAGCAUAAGACUUGGAAUCUUCCUGAGGCGCUACCCAAUGGCCAGAGUUUUCGUUAUCCUUUACAUUGCGGUACUACACCUGUGGGUAAUGAUUGUUCUUCUGACUUACACACCGGAAAUGCAUGGGAGACCUGAUGGAAAACUUCAGAUUUAGUUUUUCUCAGACCUUCAGUGUAAGGAAGCUGCUGGGGAAAAAAGGCUGUGGGACCGGACUCCCCUACUUUGCACAUAUAUGCUAUGAACCGGAGGCAUUUCUUUCUGAUUUAUUCUUUGUUUCCAAGUGAAGAUGGAAAGCAGUCAUCUGCAUUGUAUUUUAAAAUAUUCACAGUGACAUGAUGAGCGGGUGGUUUCCUGA
Molecule: messenger RNA, 2524 nt
Organism: Menidia menidia (Atlantic silverside)
Lineage: Eukaryota; Metazoa; Chordata; Actinopteri; Atheriniformes; Atherinopsidae
Source: the annotation of a GenBank genome assembly